UUUUAUUUUUUCCAAACUUUACUUAUAGUCCUAUAAGCUUCCAAUAAUUGUUGUCAAUCUUCUCAUGGCUUCUCACUCCGCCAAACCUCCGCCGGCCACAUCAUUGUUGCCGGCGGAUCUCGGCCCUCCAAAGAAACCAAAACGGAACAAAUACGCCCUGGCCUGCUCUCUCUUAGCUUCCAUGACUUCUAUUUUACUUGGCUAUGAUACGGGAGUGAUGAGUGGCGCGUCGAUUUACAUCAAGCAAGAUCUCGGAAUCUCCGACGUCCAAGUCGAGUUCCUGAUCGGAACAAUCAACAUAUACUCGCUCGUCGGCUCCGCCGUGGCGGGGAGGACGUCGGACUUGAUAGGCCGCCGGUACACCAUCGUGGUGGCGGGGUGCGUGUUCUUCGUCGGAGCGGUGUUGAUGGGCUUCGCCACCAACUACGCUUUCCUCAUGGUGGGCCGCUUCGUGGCCGGAAUCGGCGUCGGCUACGCCCUGAUGAUUGCUCCGGUGUACUCCGCCGAGGUGGCGCCGGAAUCUAUCCGUGGCUUCCUCACUUCUUUCCCGGAAGUGUUUAUCAACUUUGGUGUUUUACUUGGAUUCGUUGCAAAUUAUUCAUUUGCGAAGCUUCCAUUGAAUCUGGGAUGGCGAUUAAUGAUGGGAAUCGGGGUGAUUCCGUCGGCCAUAUUGGCCCUCGGCGUCCUCGCCAUGCCGGAGUCACCUCGUUGGCUGGUGAUGCAGGGAAAACUCGGCGAGGCGAAGAAGGUUCUGGACAAAACUUCGGAUUCCAUGGAAGAAUCGCGGCGGAGGCUAGCAGACAUCAAAGAAGCGGCGGGGAUACCGGAGGACUACGAGGAUGACGUCAUAGAAGUCAAGAAGGAAUCCGGCGGCGGCAAGGGCGUGUGGAGGGAGCUGUUCCUCCGGCCGACGCCCAAGGUCCGCCACAUUCUGUUGACCGGCGUCGGCAUCCAUUUGUUUCAGCAGCUGAGCGCCAUCGACGCGGUGGUUAUGUACAGUCCCAGAAUAUUCCAGAAGGCCGGCAUAGAAACCGACAGGGAUAAGCUGCUCGCCAGCAUGGGCGUCGGAUUCUCCAAGACCAUCUUCUGUUUAGUCGCCACUUUUCUUCUCGACAGAGUCGGGCGGCGCGUGUUGCUUCUCACCAGCGUUGGCGGACUCAUAGCAUCGAUGUUGGGGCUGGCGACGGGGCUGACAAUAAUCGACCACACAGCGGAGAAGCUGCCGUGGGCGAUCGCGUGGUGCAUUAUCAUGUCGUUACUGUGCGUAGCCUUCUUCUCCAUCGGAUUGGGGCCAAUCCCGUGGGUGUACUGCUCGGAGGUUUUCCCGCUGCGGCUGCGGGCGCAGGGCUGCGCGAUCGGGGUGGCGGUGAAUCGUGCGGUGAGCGGGAGCUUGUUAAUGUCGUUUAUAUCGCUGUAUAAAGCCAUUACGAUCGGCGGGGCUUUCUUCAUGUACUCUGGGGUUUCAGUCAUCGCUUGGGUUUUCUUCUUCACCUUGAUGCCGGAAACGCAGGGGAGAACGCUGGAAGAGACGGAGUCUCUGUUCGGAACUUUUUUCCGGUGGAGGUCAACGAUGAAGGAGUUAGACGGGAAGAAGAAGGCUGCGGAAAAUAAUGGGCAACCUUGAAUGUUCUAAACUUGCAAAUGAUUAUCCAAAACAUUUUCUAUUUUAUAUAAGUUAUAUUUCUGGUUAGUUGGUGUGAGAGUUACACGUAAUGUUGAUAAAUUGAUGAUAAAUAUUAAUCUUUUCAUCAAAUAGAUAUUUCAAUAACCACUAUAAA
Molecule: messenger RNA, 1778 nt
Organism: Ipomoea nil (Japanese morning glory)
Lineage: Eukaryota; Viridiplantae; Streptophyta; Magnoliopsida; Solanales; Convolvulaceae
Product: polyol transporter 5-like
Exons: 4
Coding region: 65-1624 (519 amino acids)
Biological process (GO): transmembrane transport
Cellular component (GO): membrane
Molecular function (GO): myo-inositol:proton symporter activity
Source: RefSeq, a predicted model, not a curated record